Molecule: messenger RNA, 987 nt
Organism: Knipowitschia caucasica
Lineage: Eukaryota; Metazoa; Chordata; Actinopteri; Gobiiformes; Gobiidae
Source: the annotation of a GenBank genome assembly
AUGAAAGCCAAAAGACAGGACUCGUUGAUGCAAGAAAGCAGAGAGCAUGACUUUCACAGAGACACCACAAAGUCCUUCCGAUUUGUACGUCAGGAAGUGGAGCAGGAGCAGAAACGUACAUUGGAACGGAUGAGUGACGAUCAUGAGAAAGAGAUCAGAAUGAUCAGGGAGAAACACUCUGAGGACAAGAUUCUUCUGAAGGAGCAGCUUCUUUCUCGCUUCAACCAAGAGAAGGAGCAGCGAGAGGAGUGUCUAGCGCUCAGUCUGCAGAAACUGGACUUUGAGCACAAGGCAGAAGUUCUGAAAAGGAAACGGGAAAAUUCAGACAAAAUGUUGGAGCUGAAGAAGCUGUCAAGUGAGCUGGAAGUGAGACGCGACCAACUGGAGAGCCAAGAAGCCGCGCUCAAGACUAGAGCGGAGAGAUUGACUAAAAUAAUGAGUUAUUUAGAAGGAGAAGACAAGGCAGAAGAGAGAAAUAUGAAGUCUCCUCCAAGUCAAGUGUGUAAGGAGGAGGCAAAAAGAGACCAGGAGGAGAAACGUCAGCUGUACGUAUCAGGCUGUCAAUGUGACGUUUCCUUCGACCUGCUGAAGAAGAGCAACGACGAGCUGAGAACUUGUCACCGGGAGAGAGAAAACCUGGUGACGAAGCUGGACCAGCUGCAGAGACAGUACAACACGCUGAGCACCAGAAUGAAUGAGUUUGAAACAAGUUCCUCAAGAUCGGACGUAAAAAGCUCUAAAAUGUUAAAUGAAGAGCCUUCUUAUAAGGGGGACUGGAGAUCUGGGUCACCUCCUCUAUCUAGCAAUGUGGAUGUCGAGCACAGAGCCAGACGCUUCCUAAAGUUGGAAGCAGACAGACUGGAGGACUUGAGGAGAAAAGAGUCUGAAUCACCAAGUUCAAGGUUUUUGUCCUCUUGGGGUAAAUACAGGACAGAGUAUGCACACAACAGUAUGGUGGAUCUCAACAACAGAGGGUACCGCUAUUAA